AUGGCAUGGCUGCGGUCUCCCCUGACUCCCUUGCUCGACUUUGGGAGCUCCGAGCCGACACCCGAGGGGGCCGAGCAGGGCAGCUUCAUGAGCUGGACAUUCUUCUCGCCUUCCCCGAAGAAGGCGGAGCCCCAGGAGCCCAUGAAAGAGGAGAAGGGGCGCCGAAGAGGGGAGAAAGCGCGCCUGGUUGCCAAGAACGCCCCAUGCUCCUGCUGCCCUCCGGGUACGUGUUUGGGAAUUGCGAAAGGGCGAACAGAACGAGGCCUGUCUCAUCUGCCAAGCCAGCAGAACGACAUACUCCAUGCCCACAGGAGGCAAGGAACGGAGUUCGAGGGCCUCGCCUCCUUUGCCAAGCAGUGGCAGCAAGUCGAGUCUGCAGCGCAGUUACCGGAGCUGUCCACGCUGGACCGAGGCAGGGGCUUUCAAGACUCAGAGCCGGUACGAGAAUGGGUUCAUAGUGUCUACGCAGACAUGGAUCAGAUGGGCCAGAGCGACACGUUGAUGGCAACGCAAUUGUUGACGUGCAUGAGGCGUCAUCGCGUGAGUUCCGUGUGGAUGUGA
Molecule: messenger RNA, 561 nt
Organism: Symbiodinium natans
Lineage: Eukaryota; Dinophyceae; Suessiales; Symbiodiniaceae
Source: the annotation of a GenBank genome assembly